AUGCCAGGAAAGACCAUUUCUCCCGCCCAGGCGGUCACUGUGAGUCUCCAGGAUCUCAUUACAGGUUCGGUGCCAUUCGAGACAUUAACAGAGGCCUUUGGGCCUUCGUCUCUGGGCAUCAUUGUCGUCAAGGACCUUCCGCCAAAGUUCAAGGAGCUUCGCGCGCAGGUCCUCUCCAACUCGUCCUAUCUAGCUGCGCUUCCGCAGGAGGAAUUAGCGAAACUGGAGAGCCCCGAAUCCAAAUACCUCGUCGGCUGGUCCUGCGGGAAAGAAACGCUGCGGUCCGGGCACUUCGACACCCUCAAGGGCUCAUACUACAUCAACUGCGCCUUCUACCAGAACCCGGAACUGCAGAACGCCCCCGCGGACGACUUCCCGGAUUUCCCGCAGUAUACCGCGCCCAACAUCUGGCCGCCGCCGGAGCGACUGCCCGCUUUCCGCAAGAAUGUCGAGGAUCUCUGCACGCUGAUCAUCGACACGGCGGCCCUGGUCGCGAGGGCGUGCGACCGCUACGCGCUGGCGAAUAUCGAGGGGUACAAGGAGGGGUAUCUCGAGCAUGUCGUGCGGACGAGUCUGACGACCAAGGCGCGCCUGCUGCACUAUUUCCCCUCUGAUUCUUUAUCCGCUCAAGGACAAGUCCAGAAAGAAGACACUGAGAAAGAAGAAGAAGACGACUGGUGCGCCACGCACGUCGACCACGGCUGCCUCACGGGCCUCACCUCAGCCAUGUUCGUCGACGAAGCUGCUCACCCUCCGUCGUCCGUCGACUUCAGCGCCAACCCCAACGCCACGCUCCCCGAACUCACCGCCUCGCCGGACCCAGAGGCAGGGCUGUACAUCCGCUCGCGCACGGGCGACAUCGUCAAAGUCAACAUCCCCAAGGACUGUCUGGCGUUCCAGACGGGCGAGGCGCUCGAGCGCAUCACCAGGGGCAAGUUCCGCGCCGUGCCGCACUUCGUCCGCGGCGCGAGGACGACUGGUUCCGGGAGCAGGAUCGCGCGCAACACGCUGGCCGUCUUCACGCAGCCGAAUCUGGGCGAGGAGGUUGAGCCGGGCAAGACGUUCGCGCAGUUUGCGAAGGAGGUUGUUGAGCGGACGUAUUGA
Messenger RNA from Rasamsonia emersonii CBS 393.64, 1104 nucleotides. RefSeq lists its product as uncharacterized. The record is from RefSeq and is a predicted model, not a curated record. Bases 1 to 1104 code for a protein of 367 amino acids. The transcript is spliced from 3 exons. NCBI's taxonomy places the organism in Eukaryota, Fungi, Ascomycota, Eurotiomycetes, Eurotiales, Trichocomaceae.